Myotis davidii is the source of this 451-nucleotide messenger RNA. RefSeq names its product ribosomal protein S20 (gene RPS20). The record is from RefSeq and is a predicted model, not a curated record. NCBI's taxonomy places the organism in Eukaryota, Metazoa, Chordata, Mammalia, Chiroptera, Vespertilionidae. Bases 37 to 414 code for a protein of 125 amino acids. Gene Ontology annotation, cellular component: ribosome; cytosolic small ribosomal subunit. Gene Ontology annotation, molecular function: RNA binding; structural constituent of ribosome. The transcript has 4 exons. Gene Ontology annotation, biological process: translation.
GACUCGGGCCCGCGCCUCGCUCGCUCCUGGGGACGGAUGCCGGGCUGGGGGGAGGCGGCGUUUAAAGACACCGGGAAGACGCCCGUGGAGCCGGAGGUGGCGAUUCACCGGAUCAGGAUCACGCUGACCAGCCGCAACGUCAAGUCCCUGGAGAAGGUGUGCGCGGACUUGAUCAGAGGCGCCAAGGAGAAGAACCUCAAGGUGAAGGGGCCCGUGCGGAUGCCGACCAAGACGCUGAGAAUCACCACAAGGAAGACGCCCUGCGGGGAGGGGUCCAAGACCUGGGACCGGUUCCAGAUGCGGAUCCACAAGCGGCUCAUCGACCUGCACAGCCCCUCCGAGAUCGUCAAGCAGAUCACGUCCAUCAGCAUUGAGCCGGGGGUGGAGGUCGAGGUCACCAUUGCAGAUGCGUAAAUCAGGCUUUUUAAUAAAUUGGCUAUCUGUUGUUUAA